Venustampulla echinocandica is the source of this 2190-nucleotide messenger RNA. RefSeq lists its product as uncharacterized. The record is from RefSeq and is a predicted model, not a curated record. Bases 1 to 2190 code for a protein of 729 amino acids. The transcript is spliced from 3 exons. NCBI's taxonomy places the organism in Eukaryota, Fungi, Ascomycota, Leotiomycetes, Helotiales, Pleuroascaceae.
AUGGCUGGCGAUGUUGGCGAGACGACACAUACAAAUCCUGUGUAUCACUCCUGCGAAUUUUGUAAGAAGUUCGUAAUCGAUUUCGGCUUAAAAGAUAAAGCAUGGAUUGCCAGGACCUUCUCCUCAGAUAUGAAAAGCUUAGGUUCUGCGCUGCAGUUGCAUAGUACAGGAAUCAAGGGCUGGCUCAAGGAGCGAACAUUGGUAGGAAAGAUUCGCCGUCCUAGAAAAGAGAGCCUUGGCAUAAUAGAUUGGCCAUUGUCAGACCUUGAAGGAAGCAAUCGAGCAGAGAUUUCUAUAAAUAGGCAAGAUGGUUUUUUGGCAGCUCAGUACGACUAUGACAAAAAAUAUCCCUUCAGGCUUGUGCUAGCUGUACUGGAGCAGGACAGACAUAAAAGGCGAGAGUUUCAGAUAUACAAUUUUUCGAGUUUUACCUCUGACAAUAGGUUUGAUAUGAUUGCUCCCCCAGGAAAUAUUACCGAGUUGGAGAUGAAAAUUUUCACUCGGCCGAUGAACCUAACGCCAUCAUCAAGCGAGAGUUUCCAAUUAGCUCGGAGUUGGUUUCGAAAUUGUUUAGACACUCAUCUCAUGUGUCCUAAACCUACAAGUCGAUUCAUGCCAAAACGAGUCAUCGAGGUACUGAGAUUCGACGUACUAAGUCAAAACCACUCUCUGCGACUCUGCGAAAGGCUAUUCGAGAAUGGAGAGCCAUAUGCUGCUCUCAGCUAUUGCUGGGGGACUGAAGGGCAAAUAGUAACGAAGUAUGAAAACAUUGCCCAGCAUCUGGAAAGAAUCGACACACAACUGCCGGCGACUGUAACCGACGCACUCCGGAUUGCUGUUGAGCUGGGGAUUCGAUACGUGUGGAUCGACGCGUUAUGUAUUAUCCAAGAUGACUUCCACGACAAAAUCCAAGAGAUAUCCCAGAUGCCGUUAGUGUAUUCUCAAGCUACAGUCACUAUUGUCGCGUCUCGAGCUAGAUGCGUGCAGGAAGGCUUUUUGUAUAAAAGAACGAGCUCGCAGAACGUUUUCAAGCUGCCUUGCCGUUGCCCCUCUGGUCAAACCGGCGCCGUCCUUCUGCAGCCAUGGAUUGAGACGUGCCGUGAACCGUUGGAUUCAAGAGCAUGGGCCUUACAAGAGCGUUUACUCUCUCCAAGGGUUCUGGAUUACGGAUCUUUUCAGACAAGAUGGAUUUGCAAGGAAUACUCCGAAUUUCAAACCCCUACGGACAGGUUUAGAGCUAUGUCAACUUACCAAACGAUGCCGACUAUCACUAAGAGCCAGCCGAAAACCGAGGUCCUCGAACAGUGGCAUAGUCUUGUAACCGCAUUCACUCAUCGUGAUCUUACUCUACCUACUGACCGCCUUCCGGCUAUUUCGGGGAUUGCAACACGCUUUUCGAACUUUCUAGGUGAAUAUUACGCAGGUCUUUGGAAAUCAUACUUAUGGCAGGAGCUCUUCUGGUGUUGUGAUCAUCUCCCUGAUCCGGCUCCCAAACCUAAGGUGUCCCAAGCUCCUUCGUGGUCUUGGGCUGCUACAAAUAGCAUGGUUAAUUGGUUGUGGGUAGGUAACUAUAAGACCGACCCCAGUUUCGAGAUCUUGGAUAAUCGAAUCCAUCUCGUGGAAACGAAGCAAAACAUGACUUAUACUGAAGCUAAAUUCGGAGCCGUUAGCUCUGGAACCCUCGUUGUCCGCGGGCAUCUCCAGCCAGCUGCAUGGGUACCAUGGUGGGGUGGGAUUUGUGGGUACAAAUGGUGGGGGGGCGAUCAGUAUUUGCAAGGCGAAUGUCUUCACGCGAUAAUGCAUUACGAUAUUAUGGAAGAAGAAUAUGCGUCGACUGGGGGGGAAAACCAACUUUGGAGAAGGAAGACGGAGGUGCCGGGCAGAUGUCUUUCAACGGAAAUGCAUCCAUAUACUAUUGGAAAAGAAUUUGCGCCGCGUGGAGAGAGAAACCCCAUCCCAGUCUUUCUUUUGAAGGUUGCACAUAUCGAUUCUGACCCAGGGGACAAUCGUGGUUUUGAUCGUCACAUAGGAUUGGUGUUACGUCAGACUGAUAACGGUGAAUAUUCAAGGCUUGGAGUAUUUCAGUUCGAAUUCGGCGGCUUUAAAAUCCAAUACCCCUCUAGAGAUGGGUAUAUAGAACAGCUGCGCUGGCUCGAGGAAAACGAGCCUCAGAUUAUAACUAUAAUUUAG